AUGUCGCCCCAACGCCCCAACUUCAUCGACCUUCGGGCGCCUUCAAGCAUGUCCAACGUAUCGAGACCUUUGCGAUCCCCGAGACUCCACGUUGCCGGCGAGGCACCUCCCGAAUUGUCGCCGCUUGAUGCUUUCGCUUUACAGAGUCGCCUCCUUGCGAGGCAGCUCCAAGCUGCCGCCAACGGCGAAGGGAGGCGCAUGAGCCGGCUACCGCCUUUGACUACAGAGAGCCCCUUGGUUGUCCAGGGCCGAUCAGAAUACUUCCGAUCCAUGUAUGAUUCGGGAGCAGAGGAGGCCGCUCUUCCUGAACUCCAGAACCCUGGACUGGGAUUGAGAACCGAGGUGGAGGACGCCUUUCCGUCCGAGAAAGACCGGCCCGUGUCGGUGCAUCCUCGAAUGAGUCGAAUUCCGCCUACCCCCGACGAAGGCAUCCCUCUACCAACGCAACCGUUGCCCGGCGUGAUGCGCGGGCGACCAUUGGAUUCGAUGGAGGAAGGCCAAAACGAGACCCUCUUCGGCGCCAGAAGGGAGCAGUCCCCAGCACCCAUGGAACAUGCACCUAGCGACUCAUAUUCGCAUGCCUCACCCCCGAGAAAAGACCGAUCAUUGCCUAUGCCUUCGCCUGCACGAUCGCGUGAGAACUCGCUGACUGGAUCACCCGGCAAGUCGCUCAAGGGCCACUCGAUUGAUGGACCAGGAUUGGCACCUCCGCGACCCAGUUUCGGUACGCGAUCAACCACGUCCAUGUCUUCGCCGCUCGACAACUCGACCGACGACAUGAGCAACUCAAUUCAGUCCCUACCCCCACGAAAGCUUUCCAGCUGUAGCGCUUAUGCGGCGUCAACGAUGUCCCCAAACCUCAAUCCAGGCCCUUUCCAACGCUCGCCAUCUGUAUGCUCAGAUGCCUCGAUGCCGCUACCACGACCAUCCUUCAACUUCUCGAGACCCAUGAGUCGCGCCGGCACUCCUGGGCUGGAAACCCCAACACGUCAGGCAUCAUCCGACAGCCAACCAUCUUUCAUGUUUGCAAAUGAUGAUUCGGCUCACACCCCAGUGAGUAUGAACAGCGAGGGCUUCCCCGAUCACCUGCCCGACGAUGGUAAAGCCGCCCCUUCAUACAUCUACUCCAAGUACUCCCUUCCUCGAGGCAAGAUUGUCCAAAGAUCAGUCCCUCUGGAUCCUCAUCCUCAAGCACUCAUCCAACAUGAGCAGCCCAAGACCAUCCCGAGCAUUGUGCAGGCCAUUCAACACGGCGCCCCUCCUUCACCCCCGACUCGGCCGUCUAGCUCGGCAGAGCCUGAUGGCCUUAGCUUGGCUAAACCAUCAUUUGAUCAUGGAAGUCAAAGUAUGGACCGAGGCGGGUCAGUGCCGCAGCCGCCUCCCGACUCCGGUCGUCCGUCUACCGAGAGCCGGCCCUCAGAGGAGGAGUCAAGGGGCCGGGCUCUCACCUCUCCAGUGCACGAAGCUGCUGCUCGAGGGCAGACUGCCAUGUCAACGGCCACCAGCGACUCCAACAGCACGGUCAGGGCGCCGCGCUCCUUAGCCUCAGGCGCUCCAACCGCGUCUGACAUGACCCCGGAGGAACAUUUGGCUAAGGGUAUUGAGUGCCACGAGAACGGCUCGGUAAAGGAGUCGACUUACCACCUUCGACAUGCCGCCAAGGGAGGCAACCCGACAGGUAUGCUUCUGUAUGCGUUGGCAUGCAGACAUGGCUGGGGCAUGCGGCCCAACCAACGAGAGGGCGUCGAGUGGCUGAGAAAGGCUGCCGAAUGCGCCAGUCUUGAAAUUGCCGAUGACGAGGACCAUGUCAAGGAAGGCAAGUUUGUUGAUGCCAUGGAGAGACGAACUCGUAAGGCGCAGUUCGCUCUGAGCAUUUACGAGCUUGGGGUGAGCCACAUGAAUGGCUGGGGUAUUGAGCAGGACAAGGCUCUCGCGUUGAGAUGCUUUGAGAUUGCCGGGUCCUGGGGUGAUGUUGAUGCUCUGGCCGAGGCCGGCUUUUGCUAUGCCCAAGGUGUUGGGUGCAAGAAGAACCUCAAAAAGGCAGCUGGCUUCUACAGACAGGCCGAGGCCAAAGGGAUGAACAUGGUUGGCAACAGCUGGAUCCAUAAGUCCAAGUACAACGAGGAGGACAGUAGCACCAAGAAGCCUCGUAGCAAGUCUAGGACACGCACCAUGUUUGGCAUUAAGACUGGCUAG
Molecule: messenger RNA, 2196 nt
Organism: Colletotrichum higginsianum IMI 349063
Lineage: Eukaryota; Fungi; Ascomycota; Sordariomycetes; Glomerellales; Glomerellaceae
Product: Cell cycle inhibitor
Exons: 3
Coding region: 1-2196 (731 amino acids)
Molecular function (GO): protein binding
Source: RefSeq, a predicted model, not a curated record